Messenger RNA from Hypanus sabinus (Atlantic stingray), 882 nucleotides. It is a transcript of the gene iyd, whose product is annotated as iodotyrosine deiodinase. The record is from RefSeq and is a predicted model, not a curated record. NCBI's taxonomy places the organism in Eukaryota, Metazoa, Chordata, Chondrichthyes, Myliobatiformes, Dasyatidae. Gene Ontology annotation, molecular function: oxidoreductase activity. The transcript has 5 exons.
AUGUCUCUCUUUUCUCCCCUGACUCCUAUCAUUAUUGCAGUGAUUUGCAUUUGUGUUGUUGCCUGGCGGUGGAAUAAGGGGGAAGCGAAGACAGAAAGAAACAUUGAUAGUGAAGUAAGAACCGGUUCCAACCGUUGGGCAGCUGAAGACCUGCAAGAUGAGACAGAGCCCAGCAUGGAAGAGAACGGUAAGAUAAAGGAAUAAUGGCUUGAAACUGAUGUUGUAAUACAACAUAUUCCAUAUUCUAUGAAGCGUUAUCCAGAGAAAGAAAUGAUCUGGAGAGCCAAUGAGUUUUACCAACAGAUGAAUGAGAGGAGGAGUGUUCGCUUCUUCAGCAAGGAAAUGGUACCAAGGGAGGUGAUUGAGAGCAUCAUCCGGACAGCAGGGACUGCUCCAAGUGGAGCACACACAGAGCCCUGGACAUUCGUAGUCAUACAAGACCAGGAAAUGAAACAUCAAAUACGAAAAAUAAUUGAGGAAGAGGAGGAAAUUAACUAUCGGAAGAGAAUGGGAAAGAUUUGGGUCGCUGACAUACAGAAAUUGAGGACAAACUGGAUUAAAGAGUACCUGGAUACUGCACCUUAUCUUAUAUUAAUAUUUAAGCAAACCUAUGGAAUCCUACCCACUGGCAGGAGGACCCAUUAUUACAAUGAGAUUAGCGUUUCAAUUUCCUGUGGAAUUCUUCUAGCAGCUCUGCAGAAUGCUGGUCUAGCGACAGUCACUUCGACUCCUCUGAACUGUGGUCCUCGUGUGCGUGAAAUCCUUAGGCGCCCAGCAAAUGAAAAGCUGCUGCUGCUGCUACCAGUAGGGUACCCAGCAAAAGAUGCCACUGUGCCAGACUUAAAGCGCAAGUCAUUGGAUGAGAUUAUGGUGUUUGUGUAA